AUGGUAUUGGACGCCUUAAUCAAGAUCAAGAACGAGAUUGAUCCAACUCUGACCUUUCGCCGCUCCUGCCGUGAGGGUAUAUGCGGUUCCUGCGCGAUGAACAUUGAUGGAGGGAAUGGAUUGGCGUGUCUGACGAAAAUCUCGUCGGGAUCAUCCUCCAUGAUCAAUCCCUUGCCGCAUAUGUUUGUUAUUAAGGAUCUUGUGGUUGAUAUGACCAAUUUUUACAACCAGUAUAAGUCGAUUGAGCCGUGGCUGAAGAGGAAGAACCCGCCGCAGACUCCAGGGAAGGAGAUUUUGCAGAGUAAGGAGGACAGGAAGAAGCUUGAUGGUAUGUAUGAGUGCAUUUUGUGUGCCUGCUGUAGCACGUCAUGUCCGAGCUACUGGUGGAACCCCGAGUCCUACCUCGGCCCGGCUGCCCUCCUUCACGCCAACCGAUGGAUAAUGGACAGUCGUGACGAAUAUACGGAGGAGCGCCUUGAAGCAAUAAACGAUGAGUUCAAGCUAUAUCGCUGCCACACAAUUCUGAAUUGUGCUAAAGCUUGCCCAAAGGGACUAAAUCCUGGGAAGCAAAUCCAGAACAUCAAGAAACUCGAGAUGACUACUCCUUGA
Messenger RNA from Fraxinus pennsylvanica, 609 nucleotides. Lineage: Eukaryota; Viridiplantae; Streptophyta; Magnoliopsida; Lamiales; Oleaceae. The record is from the annotation of a GenBank genome assembly.